AUGGCGGUCUAUAACACGUCGGCAAGGAACCACGUGUGGCUGGCGUGGUUUGUGCUGCAGGUCCCCAUCAUCGUCCUUAUCGAUGGGCUAGACUACUUCUUCCCUUCUUCCAUGUAUGAGCCUGCCGGUGCGCCGCUGCACUUUGCCUACAACAUCAAGCAAGACUACGUCGCGACAUACAACGACCCGAUUGGGCAGUGGUCGCCCGAGACUGCAUCUGGCCACGACAGCUGGAUGGGUCUGUUCCUGUAUCUCGAGUUUGCAUUCAUUCUGCCUGCCGUCCUGUACGCCGUCUUCCAACUGGGCGUGAUGCGCCGCGGCACGUCGGGCGCUACCGAGUUGUUGCUCCUCCUGUACGGCUUUGAGACGGCCCUGACGACGCUCGUGUGCAUCCACGACGUCGCGUACUGGGACCCUGCCGCGUACUCGCCCGAGGUGAAGCGGACCUUGACCUUCCAGUUAUUUGGGCCGUGGUUUGCCAUUCCAUUUCUCAUGUCCAUCGACAUGGCGUGCAGAAUUCUCGCCCGCUUCAAGGCUGCCGAUGCUGCCCUCGCGAGCAAGAAAGGCCAGUGA
Molecule: messenger RNA, 573 nt
Organism: Lasiosphaeria miniovina
Lineage: Eukaryota; Fungi; Ascomycota; Sordariomycetes; Sordariales; Lasiosphaeriaceae
Product: transmembrane protein 6/97
Exons: 3
Coding region: 1-573 (190 amino acids)
Cellular component (GO): endoplasmic reticulum
Source: RefSeq, a predicted model, not a curated record